Messenger RNA from Chelmon rostratus (copperband butterflyfish), 3746 nucleotides. It is a transcript of the gene slc9a2, whose product is annotated as solute carrier family 9 member 2. Gene Ontology annotation, molecular function: sodium:proton antiporter activity. Gene Ontology annotation, biological process: proton transmembrane transport; sodium ion transport; regulation of pH. Lineage: Eukaryota; Metazoa; Chordata; Actinopteri; Chaetodontiformes; Chaetodontidae. The transcript has 13 exons. Gene Ontology annotation, cellular component: membrane. Bases 284 to 2746 code for a protein of 820 amino acids. The record is from RefSeq and is a predicted model, not a curated record.
AUCGCAGGUGUGUUGUCCGGCAGUUUGAAGGAGGCUCCCUCAGCGCACACGAUCGUGAGCUCUGAAGGUAAUUUAAUUAAAGUCAGCAGCAGUGGAGGGUUCAGAGACGCCGGUGGAGCCAGAGCAUGCCGGGAAACUAAACUAGUCAACUUUCAGAGGAGAAGCUGAGUUUGGUCUCACCUCAACUGACUUCUUCUCGGUUUCCGGCCGUGCCGUUGGAUGGAGUGAUUGAGAUCCACAUCGAUUUGGAUUACCGUGUGGGGGCUGCGCUUUUUUGUGCACAAUGGAUUUACGCAUUGCCAGACGGACAGGAGCUUUACUCAUUGUUUUCACAUUUUUGAGUCUUCUGAAUGGCUCCAGAGGAGAAAUCCCAUCCAAACCAACCGCUGGUGUCACGAUCUUGCCCCCGGUUAAGCCCGACAAUGGCCCCCAGGCCUUUCCAGACGCGGAGAAGGCAAAUUUACCGGUGUUUACAAUGGACUAUCCAAGAAUACAGAUACCGUUUGAGAUCACUCUGUGGGUGCUGCUGGCUUCAUUCGCGAAGAUUGGUUUCCAUGUGUACCACAAGAUCACCAUCUGGGUGCCAGAGUCCUGCCUUCUGAUCAGCAUUGGUCUGAUUGUGGGUGGCAUCAUGCACUCCGUCCACGAGGAGCCCCCUGCUGUGCUCACCAGCAAUGUCUUCUUCCUCUACAUGCUGCCCCCCAUCGUCCUGGACUCAGGCUACUUCAUGCCCACCAGGCCCUUCUUUGAGAACAUCGGCACGGUGUUGUGGUUUGCAGUGGUGGGGACUCUGUGGAACAGCAUCGGCAUUGGCAUGUCUCUGUUUGCCAUAUGCCAGAUCGAGGCGUUUGGGGUGCAGGACAUCAACCUCCAGGAGAACCUGCUGUUCGCCACCAUCAUCUCGGCCGUGGACCCCGUGGCCGUGCUGAGCGUGUUUGAGGACGUGUCCGUCAACGAGCAGCUGUACAUUGUGGUGUUUGGGGAAUGCCUCUUCAACGAUGCUGUCACUGUGGUGUUGUACAACAUGUUCAACUUUGUGGCGGAGAUGCCGGUUGUGGAGCCGGUGGAUGUUUUCCUGGGGGUGGCGAGGUUCUUCGUGGUCGGGCUCGGUGGGAUGGGCUUCGGCAUCCUGUUCGGCUUCGUGGCCGCCUUCACCACCAGAUUCACCUCCAAGGUCCGAGAAAUCGAGCCGCUCUUCAUAUUCAUGUACAGCUACCUGGCCUACCUGGUGGCCGAGCUCUUCGCCAUCUCGUCCAUCAUGGCCAUCGUGACCUGCGCCCUCACCAUGAAGUACUACGUGGAGGAAAAUGUUUCCCAGCGUUCCUGCACAACCAUCCGCCAUGUGGUCAAAAUGCUUGGCUCUAUCUCCGAGACCCUCAUCUUCUUCUUCCUGGGGGUCGUCACCAUAACAACGGAACACGAGUGGAACUGGGGCUACAUCCUGUUCACAUUGCUGUUUGCUUUUGUUUGGAGAGGUCUGGGUGUCUUGGUGCUGACCCAGAUCAUCAACCCUUUCCGCACCAUCCCAUUUAACUUGAAAGAUCAGUUCGGUCUGGCCUACGGCGGCCUGCGAGGCGCGAUCUCGUUCGCACUGGUCUUCACUCUGCCUGAUAACAUCGGCCGCAAGAAGCUCUUCGUCACUGCCACAAUUGCUAUCAUCCUCUUCACUGUCUUUCUUCAGGGCAUCAGUAUCCGACCUUUGAUCGAGUACAUCAACGUCCGCAAAACCAACCGCAAUCUUGGCACCAUCAAUGUAGAGGUUCACUGCAGGCUAAUGGAGCACACCAUAGCUGGCAUAGAGGACCUGUGUGGACAGUGGAGCCACUUCUACUGGAAGGACAAGUUUAUGAAGUUCAACAAUCGAAUCCUGCGGAGGAUCCUGAUCCGAGACAACCGGGCCGAGUCCAGCAUCGUGGCCCUGUAUAAGAAGCUGGAGCUGCAGAACGCCAUGGAGAUCCUGGACACGGUGUCUGGAGACAUCAGCGCCGCUCCGUCCAUCGUCUCUCUCUAUGAGGAAAAGAAAAGCUCUGCUAAACCGAAGAAGAAGUUCCUGGCUUCCGACCUUAGGAACAUGCAUGACAUCCUGUCCAAGAACAUGUACAAGAUCAGGCAGCGGACGGUGGCAUACACAAGUAAGCACGCCCUUCCCAAUGACAGCCACACUAAAGAGAUACUGAUCAGACGCCACACCAGCAUCCGACGAAGCCUCCGACCCGGCAGCUUUCAGACAUCGGUGGUGCCCAAAUCUCAUAAGUACUUCUCGCUUCCUGCUGGGAAAAGUCUGGACUCAAGAUUUCCUCCUGGGAGGCUGAGCUACACAGAUGAUCAGGAAACAAUGUCAGAGGUUGCCUACCCCUCCAGUCGCUCUCGGUUUCGCCAGCCUGAACGCUCCUCCUCCAGAGCCAUGAUGCCUCUACGCAGGUUGGACACCCUGAAAGAGGUGCCCUCUGUUGUUGACAUGCUGGAUGAACACACAGUGGAGGAGAGAGGCCGGACAGGGCGUGGCAUGUCCAGAACAAAGUCCUCUUCCAGCGAUUCCCACAUCCCUGCUCCUCGGCGUCAGCCCCGCUCCUCUGCUGACAACGACAGCGCCUCGGCUGACAACUUCAGAAAUGGGCAUCAUGAGGCAGAAGAGGAGGAGCAGCAGCCUCCGUCUCCGUCUCCAGCCUGGGCUGCUGAACCCAGAGACAACACAGCACAAAACCCGCUGCUCAGACGGCCUCAGUGGAACCAGAAGAAGAUGUAAAAGUGUCCCUGGCUUUCAGAGAGCAGCUGGACUGCCACAGACUGGGUCUCAGGAUCUCAGCUCCAGGGUCUCUACAUAAAACUGUGUCUUCAUACUAUUCCUUUAUUAGAGGUGAGCCACCCUUCAAAAUGAGCCAAAAUGGACAGUAGUACGUUAGAGGCAGAGCAGUCGGCCACAGCAGAGGCUCAGUGUAUUAUAGUGAAGGACCUGUAUGAGCUGACGACAGCUGCCAAUCUGUGUAGUUAUUUCAACCAUUCACAUCAGUGGGAUUUUAAAUACUUCUCAUCUUCCUGUAGGAUUUUUUAAAUGUUCAAAGACAAUGUAAUUUAAACUAUUUUAUAUUAAGUAAUUAUUUCUUAGUCUUUGCAUGUAAAUAUUGUACUUUUUUGUAUUUUAUUGCCUUUUGUGUGUGACAGUCGUAUGAUUGAUGAUACAGGUUUUGUAUAGAGGCCAUUAGUUUAGCAUGAACUACUGCUGUGCAGCACAAAGUACUGUCUGUUACACUGAUGUACCUCAGAAAUCUGGGCCCACUUCAUUUUCUCUUUUUUGUAAUAAAUUUUGAAUGUUGCUCAAAGUUGUUGUUAAGCGUUCUCGACUAAACUACAGAUGCAAUGACAGCUUACGACGCUGCACUGAAGGCACCACCCAUGGAGGAAGAGGAGGUGGGAAGUGUGUACAAUAUGCAUGACAGAGUUGAAUGCAACAUCCAAACUGCAACAGUUUCAUACACAAGUCAAAACACCAUAGACUCACAUACAAAUGCUGUUUAUUCCUUGUGACUUUUUGGCAUAUACUUCAUCGAUUCACUGACUUCUGUACAUUAUACCAUUUUCCUUCUUAACAUUUGGGUUUUUAAAAACAGUGGUGCUCAGUAUAUAUCUGAAACUUAAACAUUUUUUUCUUUGAAUCUCCAUGUAAGCAUAGUCUAAGAUAAAUUAAGAAAUCCCUAACUGUAAAACUGAAGAAUUAAAAACUAGAGCAAACAUUUGCUCACAUUCCA